CGCCCGAUUCUUCCACCGCCGGGAAGUUUCUCUCUCCUCUCUCAUAAAUCUUUUCCCUUGCCCUGUUUCUCGUCCCGUAAUUCUGUUAGGACUUAGGAGUUUGAAUUCUGCUCCACCACUCCAGUUCGCGGCUUCCUCGGGCGGUCGCCGACGGAAAACAGUGCCGGGGAGCUUAGGAAGUUCCUGAAGUCUUUCAACUCCGGCACUCGCUUCACUUACAGUUUCAGCUAUCGUCGGCGGCGACCGGUAGGUUCCCGAUCCCAACCUCUCCAGUCUCCGGUACGGUAAGUUGGUCGUCGUUCACCGGAGAUUCUCAACUUCUCGUCGUUAUUGCUCAAAUAGAUUGGCCAAUUGUGGUACUCCUUCCUUUUGUCGAACCGGAAUUGAGAAUUCGGUGACCGAAAAGUGAAGAAUCUUAUGAUUUCUCUUUUAAAAGGCCAAACUCGUCUCCGUUCACCGGAGAUUCCCGAGUUGACGUCGGUAUUGGCUUGUAGCUAGCUACUUUAUCUGUUCAGAAUGGGAAUUUGAUUAUAGAAAAGGGAAAGAAUCUUUCUAUGAUUCCUAUUUUAUCUCAAAUUUCUCCUGAAAAGGAGAAACCCUUCCGUACCUGUCAGGCUAAAGAGGAAAUUUUGCUUCCCGUUAUUUGUUUGGACUGCAGAUUUUGUUUCCUCCAUGGUGACGGAGGAGAGACCGGAGAGAAACGAGCAGCGCGAUGAUGAGGAAGAUGAUGGUUGCGGAAGGGAUUACUAUGAUAGUGAAGGAAUCCCAGUUCAUGUUUUGGACUCUGGGGAGGAGAUUAAACUUCCCAGUAUACCGCAGCACUACUAUGGAGUGAAGGCUAAUGGCGAGCAUUGCCGUUACCCGAUUUGUGAGGAAAGGGAGGAAACCAUUGCUGAGCUUCCUGCAGGUGUCCAUACGGGGCCUCCGGGCUACUUGAGGGAAGUAUGGGACUAUGCAAGGAAGGCGGCUUAUCAGGCGAGGGCAAAGGCAGCUGAGGCGGCCUUAGCCCACGUUCAAGAACGGGAACUGAAGCUUCAACUCUAUUUCCUGAACCUAUCGAUGGAAACAUGGAAGCAUAAGGCCCUUCACUUGAUGCGAUGCAACUUGUGCUUUGGGAAUUCUGCUGCUACCACUAUUCCUGCCAAUGUUAGUUUGCCGAGCCCUCCAUCCACAAUGCCCCCUGCUGCUGCUGUUACUGCGAACCCAAUGCCAGAGCUUGUGCAGGCAAAUGCACCAACCGGUCCACAUAUUGCUCCGGUCGAAGCUCCAAGUUCUACUACUACUCCUCAUCCUCCCCCAUCAUCCAUGGCGAAUGGUGCUGGUACUUCAGUUGCUGCUGCUGCUGCAGCGCCUGUGAUGAAUGGAACCAUGUCUAGCUUGCCCAAUCCGCACACCACUGAUGCCAUCCCUACCAGUGGGAGUUCCAUUCCUCAACUUCCUCCUCCAGAACUCAACGGUGAAGGUAACAAGAGUAAGUCUAAAUCUCCUCCUCCAGAACUCAAAGGCAAAGGUAAAAACAGUAAAUCUAAGGCUGAGGCGAAGAACAAGUCUGCCAAAACUCCGACUCCGAAGAAAAACAACAGUCGUAAGGUCGGCGAGAAAAGCAAGAGUGCAGGAGGAAAUGGUGACGGUGGAGCUAGUAGCAGUUUGAAUAGUUGGAGUUUGGGUCUGAUGUGGAAUGCUCCUAAAAAGAGAAGGACGUGAGACUUCAUUCUUGGGCGAGGUUAGGGAUAUGUUUAAUUGUGUUUAUAGAUGGAUUAGGAUGUCACUCUUUGUACCAUUUACUAUCCGUGUUUAUGACUUUGGAGGCAAUGGCAUUUCAUUAACCUGGUCUAGUGUGGAAUUUUGAGUUGUUUUUGUUCUUUGGAAAGGUUAGAGAGAUAGGCUUUGUUUUUCCAUUCAGGAUCAAAAUUCUUGUAUCGAGUACUGUGUUAUCAAUGGAGGCCACUAUUUAAAUUAACAUAACCGUAUUGAAUACAUUACUUCAGAAUAAAAAAUUGAGUCCAAUUAUAUAAGGAUUAAAACAAAUCUAUCGUAUCACUUUUACAUAUAUAUGGAGAUCAUUUCAUGAUUAGGAUUAUGGAAUCAACUGACGGGGACUAAUUCACUGAUUGUACAAAAUAGAGAUCAAAGCAAAACACGAGGGAGGACAGACGGUAAGCUCGACGAGGAGAGUGAGGGAUAUACAAAAUGAGGAUUAAGACCAUGCAUCUUAGGUGGAGAAGGAAUAGAUAGAGUAGAGAGAUUAGCCAUAAUUGAUGGGUUUCUUCGUGAUGGGAAGAAUGGAACGAGAAAAUGUUUGGAAGGGUAAUGAGUGGUGGGCACGUGUGGGUGGUUAAUUCGUGGAUUGAUAUUGACCCACCCGUAAAUAAUCCGACUUGCAAGUAGUGGGUGGUUGAUGUGGGUGGAUUGCGGAUUAAUAAAUCUUCACUCGCACUUAUGUGGGUGGGUGGUGGGUGGGUUGCGGGUCACCCGAAUGACCCGCAUCCUAUUUUCAAAUGACAAAAAUGUUGUUUUGACUACUAUUAUUGGUUAUUGUGUUGUGUCAUUUCCAUUAGACAUUAGAUAUUGGAAUCUAAAUUAUUGUUAAUAUCCAUUAAAUAAUGGGAUGAAAAUUUUAAAUAAUUAAUUUUAUCAAAAUCACAAAAUGCUUUAGUUUUCUCUACACAAUUGGUAAAUAGAGUAGUAAAUUUUUUUAUGCAAAUACUACAUGGGUUCACUUGAGAUAAAGUGAGAAGUGUUUAAAUUGAUACCGUCUUACUAAUUUACCAUGAACUUAAUAUAAAUGUUAGUCAAUUUUCUUAAUGACUAGUUGAAGAAUUGCUUUUGCGGGUUAACCCACGACCGAACCACACUUAACCGCGAACCCCAACCCGACCUGCAGAAGAAUGUGGGUGGAUUGCGGGUCACAAUUAUUCCAACUCGCUAGUAAGCGCGUGGAUCAAUUUGAAACGAAAACCCGCCCAUUGCCCACCCCUAGUAAUGAGGUUGUUUUUAGUUUCAUGAAAGAGUGAUAGUUUUAUAAAAAGAUGAAAAAAUAAUAUGGGAUUUUUUAAAAUAGCAAGAGUUAGUUAUUUUUUAUUUUUUGGUAGGAAGAGUUAGUUAUUUCACAAUCUCGGAGUUGCAAGUUUUUGAAUAAAAUUCAAUUUCAAAAUCUAUCAUUCUCAUACCUCAUCCAAACAAGUUAUGUAGAUAAAUUUUCAUAUUUAAUUAGAUUGUGUGAAAAUCUCUAUGAAAUCUUCCAUUGUUAGUAAGUUGACUAGGAUUGUCUUGAUGAUAAAUUUCAACGGAUUAAUUUGAUUUAAUUAUUUCUUUUCGAGAUAAUUUAGUCAAAUUGAUCAAUCUGACAGCACAACAAUUACAAUUUCUAGAGUGAAUGUCGUAAUUCAAAGUUUCUCGGAAGUUUCAGUCCGAAUAAUGAUUUUGAUUGUUAAUCAUUACAAUUUCCGGGGGGUCCCGAGUUUUGCUCAAAUAAAAGCUGUUCAUUUCUAUGUAUAUCAUAUCUAUUACAAGACUUAACUUGUGAAAAGAAAAAAAAUUCACCCCAAAUACUUUUGUAAAAGAAUUCAAUGAAUGAGAAAGAUAAGG
This is a messenger RNA of Linum trigynum, 3588 nucleotides long. Lineage: Eukaryota; Viridiplantae; Streptophyta; Magnoliopsida; Malpighiales; Linaceae. The record is from the annotation of a GenBank genome assembly.